This is a messenger RNA of Vairimorpha ceranae, 1665 nucleotides long. RefSeq lists its product as hypothetical. NCBI's taxonomy places the organism in Eukaryota, Fungi, Microsporidia, Nosematidae. The coding region runs from base 1 to 1665 and encodes 554 amino acids. The transcript has a single exon. The record is from RefSeq and is a predicted model, not a curated record.
AUGGUCUUUUUUCUGCGAAAUUGGUUAGUUAAAUCUUUCAAUGCCUUUUUAAAUAAUGAUAUUCAUGACUCUAGCCAUCAUAAUGUACAGAUAAUUGAUGUGCUAGAAAUACAAAAGUCUAAAAUAUUUUUAAUAAUCAGGGACAGAGAUUAUUUUGUAAAAGGAUGUAUUUCAAAAAAUAAAAAUAUUUUUUACAAGGGAAUGUGCAUAAAUAUAAAAAAAUAUUACAUAGAAUAUUAUUUACAAGAAUUUUAUAUCUAUAUCUUAGAUUAUAUUGAUCUGGGAUGUAUAUGCGAUAGUUUUAAUGAAACAUUGGAUAUUAAUACUAGAUUUAAAAAAGAAUUAGAAAGUUGUUUAUAUAAAAGCAUAGAUUAUACAGCAUUUGUAAAAAAUAAAAAUGACGAUUUUGAAUGUUUUGUUUUUAAAAAACAAACAAAAAAUGAAGAAAAAGUAGAUCUUUGUAACUCGAGUAAUAUUUUUAGUGAAAGUAUUUUAGUAAGCAGUUUAGAUGAUAAUCUACAUAAAGACAGUUUCUAUAAAUCGCUUAUUAAGAAACCAAUAGAAAAAAAUAUAGUUUUAGAAUAUGAUAAACCAAAUUUAUUAGACGAGAUGAUAAUAACAAAUUAUAAGCAAAAUACUAAUGUAAACUCCAUAACAAGCCAUUGUGAAAAUUUUGCUAAUAAAAAUACUUUAAUACCUAGUUCUUUAUCAAGUCUUGGUACAUUUGAUGAAAAUUUAUCUACCGAUAUAGAGAUUCAGAAUUCCAGUUCUAUAGAAAUCUUAUCUACUUUACCAAAUUUAAGUGUUUUAAAUGAUCAACAAAAAAAUUAUAAAGAAAUAAACUCUAAAAUGCAUGCUUCUAGUAUUUCUUCAGAUUUAAAGUACAUAAGUCCAAAAAAAAGUAAAAUCGAAGAAAUAAAAAAAUCACCGUAUCAGAAUAGAUUUUUUACUAAAAAUAUAAUAGAAAAGAAAAAAACUUAUAAUAUUUACCAACACUACUUACCUCAAUCUACUACAGAAUCAACCAAUAUAAAAACUAAAAAUCUAGUAUUAUAUAAAACAAAUGAAAGAAGAAGUAGAAUAUUUAAUUAUUUAGACAAUUUUGCAAAAUGUUAUAAAUUAAAAGAUAUUCUACUCAUGGCAGAAUUUUACUGUAACAAUUUAUAUAAGAAAAAUUUUUUGAUAUUUCUAUAUAAAAUUGUAUGGAAUAGUAUCCUACAAGGCUCAGUAUUACCAAUGAAUAUGACACAUAAGCAUCUUUUGAACAGAAAAGUAUUUUAUAAAAAUACAUUCUUGUAUGUUAGCAAUAAGAAAUUUACAUCUAGGCCUUAUAUAAAGAGACGUUUAAUGCCAGACACUAUACUAUUUAAUAAGAAAAAAAAUAUUUUACAGAAAAAAGUAAAAAAUAAAAUAAAUGUAAAUUAUAAAAUACAGAGAGGGGUUUACGACCUUAGUAUUUUGAAACAUGCAGAUACAAUUACAAAUUUAACAAACAUGUUUAUCACUAAAGAUAUUUACAAAUACACAAGCAAAAGUAAAAUCAAAUAUUUUAAUAUAACAAACAAACAGACACAACAAUACAAUAUAAAACCGAUAGAUGAAUAUCUAUUUUUAACAAAUAAUGAUGAUUUAUUUUUUGACAUAAAUUAUAAUAUUUUUAAUUGA